AUGCCGAGACCACGAGUCUCAACCCGCCAAGGAACGAUCGUCGGUGUCGAGGUUGAGCACGGCCUUCCGCAGCCUCUUGAACAAUUCCUCGGGAUUCCGUAUGCGUUGUCCACAGGCGGUGAAAGGAGAUUCAGUCCUCCUGUUCCUGUAUCGCCUGUCAAGGUGUUUGAUGCGAGCCAUUAUGGCCAGCGGUGUCCGUCCGGCUCACGUGAUGCAACGCCAGAGGGAGAGGACUGCUUGAAUCUCAACAUCUUCAGGCCAAAGAUCAGAGAUGAGAGCAGGAAGUUGCCAGUAUUGGUUUAUCUCCAUGGUGGAGCAUUCAACUUCGGUGCUGGGAAUGCUAGGCAAAUCCCUCAUCUGGUAGCAUGGUCCGCAGAACCAAUGAUAGGAAUCAGCUUCAACUACCGUGUUGGAGCUUUCGGCUUUCUGCCUUCGACAUUUAUGGAGGAGGAAGGACUCCUGAAUAUCGGUUUGAAAGAUCAAGCUCUAUUAUUUGAAUGGGUCCAGCAGAAUAUUGCAGCCUUUGGAGGAGAUCCGGAUAACGUGACGAUCAUGGGGAGCAGUGCAGGAGCCCACUCGGUCGGUCACCAUCUCCUCCAUGAUACCCACAAAGCACCUCCUUUCAAAAGAGUAAUCCUCGAAUCGGGAGCUGCAACAGCCCGCGCUGUAUAUGCACCCUCUAAUCCCCUCCACGAGCAACAAUUCCAUGAAUUCCUCCAAAACCUAAACAUUCCCUCCCUGCACACGUCUGAAAUACUACCCGCUCUCCGGUCAAAGACCUUCCUCGAGAUCAAAGCCGCUUCCGGAGCUAUCUUCGAGAAAUACAACCCCUCAGUCCGCUGGCCCUUCCAACCCGUAAUCGACGGCCCAGGAGGCAUGAUCCCCAUCGCUCCAAUCGCCGCCUGGAAAGCUGGUUCCUUCCACCGCAUCCCAAUACUAACAGGAUUCAACGCAAACGAGGGCUCGAUUUUCGUCCCAGCAACAGCUUCCAAGUCGCAAGAAUUUACCGGUUUUUUCAGGACAUUGUUGCCCUCCCUUCCGAAAGACGAUCUCGUUCUGCUCAAUGAAGUAUACCCUGAUCCCCUUAUGGGAAAAGAUGAGAAAUAUAAAGAGACGAGAAGAGGACUCGGGGCACAGUUUAUGAGGUUGGAGCAGGCGUAUGGGCAUUUUGCUUAUGUUGCGCCAGUGCUGCAGACUGCUUUGUUCGUUUCCUCCUCUUCUCCGUCUGUAUCCAACUCCGCCUCCAAAGUGGAGGAAAGGAAAGAGACACCACCAGUAUACCUCUACGAAUUCGCCCUCCCGACAAAUAGCAGUCUCCUCGCCUACCACGGCUCACAUGCACCGUUCAUAACGCACAACCCAGAAAUUGCUCGUCUCUCACCUACCGUCAAUCAGAUUUCAAAUGUCAUGCAUGCAUACUGGGCGAGUUUUAUCUUGACAGGAGAUCCAAAUGCCGUCAAGGGGAAGUUUGGGGAUAGAGUUGUGUGGCCGAGAUUUAGUGCAGAUAAGGAGGACAAUAUGGUGGUAUUCGGAGAAGGGAACACCGAGUUUAUUGGUAGGGGAGAUAAAGGGGACGUGGUUAAAGUUACUUCUGACGAAGAAGUUAGAAAGGAAUGUGAAUACUGGAUGGAGAGAACGGAGUUAUUCGAAAUUUAG
Molecule: messenger RNA, 1656 nt
Organism: Hyaloscypha bicolor E
Lineage: Eukaryota; Fungi; Ascomycota; Leotiomycetes; Helotiales; Hyaloscyphaceae
Product: extracellular lipase
Exons: 2
Coding region: 1-1656 (551 amino acids)
Source: RefSeq, a predicted model, not a curated record